This is a messenger RNA of Eurytemora carolleeae, 816 nucleotides long. Its product is annotated as vegetative cell wall protein gp1-like. Bases 1 to 816 code for a protein of 271 amino acids. Lineage: Eukaryota; Metazoa; Arthropoda; Copepoda; Calanoida; Temoridae. The record is from RefSeq and is a predicted model, not a curated record. The transcript has a single exon.
AUGCAACCCCCUGAACAUACUCUACCCAACCCUUCCCCUAUUCUACCCUACCCUUCUCCUAUCCUACCCUACCCUUCUCCUAUUCUACCCAACCCUUCCCCUAUUGUACCCUACCCUUCUCCUAUCCUACCCUACCCUUCUCCUAUCCUACCCUACCCUUCUCCUAUCCUACCCAACCCUUCCCCUAUUGUACCCUACCCUUCUCCUAUCCUAACCUACCCUUCUCCCAUCCUACCCAACCCUUCUCCUAUCCUACCCAACCCUUCCCCUAUUCUACCCUACCCUUCUCCUAUCCUAACCAAACCUUCUCUUAUCCUACCCAACCCUUCCCCUAUUCUACCCUACCCUUCUCCUAUCCUAACCUACCCUUCUCCUAUCCUACCCAACCCUUCUCCAAUCCUACCCUACCCUUCUCCUAUCCUACCCUACCCUUCUCCUAUCUUUCUCUACUCUUCUCCUAUCCUACCCUACCCUUCUCCUAUCCUACCCUGCCCUUCUCCUUUCCUACCCUACCCUUCUCCUAUCCUGCCCUACCCUUCUCCUAUCCUACCCUUCUCCUACCCUACCCUGAACCAAUCCUACUCUUUUCCUUUCCUACCCUACCCUUGUCCUAUACUAACCUACCCUUAUCCUAUCCUACCCUACCUUCUCCGAUCCUAUCCUUUUUCUAUCCUACCCUACCCUCCUAUCCUCCCCAACCCUUCUCCUACCCUUCUCCUAUCCUACCCUUCUCCUAUCCUACUCUUCACCUAUCCUCCCCUUCUUCUAGCCUGCCCUACCCUUUUCCUAUCCUACGCUACUCUUCACCUAUCCUAG